AUGUCCAGUGGGGGAAGGUUUAAUUUUGACGAUGGAGGGUCGUACUGUGGAGGCUGGGAGGACGGAAAGGCUCAUGGCCAUGGAAUCUGUACCGGCCCGAAGGGUCAAGGUGAAUAUUCGGGCUCCUGGAGUCACGGCUUUGAGGUGCUGGGGGUCUACACUUGGCCCAGUGGCAACACUUACCAGGGCACCUGGGCGCAGGGCAAGCGCCAUGGCAUUGGCAUGGAGAGCAAAGGGAAGUGGGUGUACAAAGGAGAGUGGACCCAUGGAUUUAAGGGACGGUACGGGGUCCGGGAAUGCACUGGAAACGGGGCCAAGUACGAAGGCACCUGGAGCAAUGGAUUACAGGAUGGCUACGGGACAGAGACCUACUCGGAUGGAGGGACAUACCAGGGCCAGUGGGUCGGAGGGAUGCGCCAGGGUUACGGCGUCCGGCAGAGCGUUCCCUACGGCAUGGCUGCGGUCAUCAGGUCACCCCUGAGGACGUCCAUCAACUCCCUGCGCAGCGAGCACACCAACGGCACGGCGCUGCACCCCGACGCCUCGCCCGCCGUGGCCGGCAGCCCGGCCGUGUCCCGCGGCGGCUUCGUCCUCAUGGCCCACAGCGACGCCGAGAUCCUCAAGAGCAAGAAGAAGGGCAUCUUCCGGCGCUCGCUGCUGAGCGGGCUCAAGCUCCGCAAGUCCGAGUCCAAGAGCUCCUUGGCCAGCCAGCGGAGCAAGCAGAGCUCGUUCCGGAGCGAGGCCGGCAUGAGCACGGUCAGCUCCACCGCCAGCGACAUCAACUCCACCAUCAGCCUGGGCGAGGGCGAGGCCGAGCUCUCGGUCAUCGAAGACGACAUCGACGCCACCACCACCGAGAUCUACGUGGGCGAGUGGAAGAACGACAAGCGCUCGGGCUCGGGCGUGAGCCAGCGCUCGGACGGGCUCAAGUACGAGGGCGAGUGGGCCAACAACAAGCGCCACGGCUACGGCUGCAUGACCUUCCCCGACGGCACCAAGGAGGAGGGCAAGUACAAGCAGAACAUCCUGGUCAGCGGCAAGAGGAAGAACCUCAUCCCGCUGCGCGCCAGCAAGAUCCGGGAGAAGGUGGAUCGGGCCGUGGAGGCGGCCGAGAGGGCGGCCACCAUCGCCAAGCAGAAAGCGGAGAUCGCGGCGUCCAGGACCUCUCACUCCAGGGCCAAGGCGGAGGCGGCCGUGACGGCGGCACAGAAAGCUCAGGAGGAAGCGCGGAUCGCCAGGAUCACUGCCAAAGAGUUCUCGCCUUCCUUCCAGCACAGGGAGAACGGGCUGGAAUGCCAGCGGCCGAAGCGGCAGAACUCGAGCGAUGACAUCGAGGUCCUCUCCACCGGGACACCCCUGCAGCAAGAGAGCCCCGAGCUGUACCGCAAAGGGACCACCCCGUCCGACCUGACCCCCGACGACAGCCCGCUGCAGAGCUUCCCUGCCAGCCCCUGCUCCACGCCGCCCCUCGGCCCCUCCUGCAGGAACAAGAGCGCCCACUUCUCCAGGCAGGUCUCGGUGGACGAAGAGAGGGGUGGUGAGAUCCAGAUGUUGCUGGAGGGGCGCGGCGGGGAUUACCUGCGCCCCAACAGCUGGAGCGAAGAGAAGGGGGGCGGGAGCCGCGCUGCCAGGAGCGGGACGAUGCGCAGCGGGCAGCUGGGCUCCACCGCCGUCCCCGAAGACUACAGAGGGCGGAGCGGGGGACACAAACAUUCGGCCUCCAACCACAAGCCGAGAGAGAGGUGGACAGAUUCCCCAGCCACGGUUUCAUGGACUUCCCACCACAGGUCCCACAACCACAGCUCAGGGAGCUCCAAGCUGCUUGAGCUGGACGAGGAGAAGAUGAGCAAUUACGAGAUGGAGAUGAAGCCCCUCAUGAGGAUGGAUUCUUAUAUGCAAGAGAUUCACACCCAAAAAAGACACUACAGCAAAGGGGGAGGCUGCAGGAGCGUGGCUGACGAGCACCGCGGGGAAGAGCGGGGCUUUGGGGUUCAGAGACUGAGGUCUAAGUCCCAGAACAAAGAGAAUUUCAGGCCAGCUUCCUCUGCCGAGCCCACGGUGCAGAAACUGGAAAACCUGAGAUUCGGGGACAAAGCUGAACCUCGGCUACUGAGGUGGGACUUAACCUUCUCCCCGCCACAGAAAUCUUUACCUGUUGCACUAGAAUCUGAAGAGGACAGUGGGGAUGCGCUCAAAUCCAGUACGGGUUCAGCUCCCAUCUUGGUAGUCAUGGUGAUCUUACUAAAUAUUGGAGUCGCCAUUUUGUUUAUUAACUUUUUCAUCUAAUUCAAGACUGUCUUGUUUGCAAAAAUAACAGUUACAUGUAUGAAUGGGGGAAAAAAAAAACAAACAAAAAACCAACAAAACAAAACAAAAACAACAAAAAAAAACCAGAACCAAACAACAACAACAAAAAACAAACAAAGGGAAAAAAAAAGAAAUCAUAACUCGAACUGUCCUCCGACAAUUUCCAAGUCUUUUCACAGAAGAACAACAAAUGAUCGAGUCUCACUCACAGUUUGCCUUUUUUCCUGGGUAAUGUUUUUUGGAUUUUAGCCAAAAUUCUUUGCUUGUAUAACACUAUGCUGUGUGGCAUGGCAAAAUGCUAUCAACACUCUGCCCCCCCAACACUGGGAAGGAUGAGAAGGAAUCCCAACAAAAGAAAAAAAAACCUCGUUUCCCUUCCCCUCAUCCCCCCCUCUCCAAAAAAAUUGUCUUUGUAACAACAGCAAUGAACCCCAAAAUGGAGACGAGACGAGGGGAGCAUGGGGAGAGUUUGGGUGGAGUGGGGAUGGGUUCUGGGAUGCUCCAGGCUGAGUUUCCCAGGGAAAUCCACAACAGCUUUUAUGAUAAAUGGGAGAGAAAAGCAAAAUCAGGCUUUUCACCCUUUGGAAAUGGAGGAAUGCUGCUGUGAGAAGGAGGAGAGAAGGAGCACAGGGAAGGAAUGAACCCUGUCUGGAUGGGAAAAUGGGACAACAGGCCCCAUUCUGAUCCUUGUUUUUAAAACAAAAAUUGGCUUUUUGCAGAAUUCCUCGGGGCAGGGGGGAAUAGGGAACACAAGGUGUGAGCAGCAGCCCCAGCACCCUCCAGCCUUCACUCCUCCUCCCCAGGCUGCUCCUCACCCGUGGCAAGGCUGGAAAACCACCCAGAGUUACUUUUAAUUCACAGCCAAUUUCUCCUGGCUAAAACUUCCCACCAAAAAACCCCUUUGGAGGCACCUCCAGCAGCACGGAUGGAGAGGCUGACGGUGCUGUGCUGGUGAGGAGCAUCCAGCCCAUCCCAAAAAAUCUGCAGAGGGAGCAGGGUGGGGAGGGACAAGGGGACAGAGGGCUCAAUUCCAAUCCACUGAGGAUGGACAAUAAAACAAAACCUAGCAAAAAUCCAACUGUUUCUCAAAGGCACCUGGGGAGGAGCACCUGGAGCACGUCCCAGAGAGGAGGGAGAGGGUGGUGGGUUUGUCUCUUACAUCUUGCUGUGGACUGUUUCAGACAUCAUGCUUGGGCUCUGAGCAUGUAGUAUUUUGCACUUUGUAAUGCAGGAUGUAUAUUCCAGCUUCCAACAUGUCCCUG
Poecile atricapillus (Black-capped chickadee) is the source of this 3569-nucleotide messenger RNA. It is a transcript of the gene JPH3, whose product is annotated as junctophilin 3. The transcript is spliced from 5 exons. The record is from RefSeq and is a predicted model, not a curated record. Gene Ontology annotation, biological process: regulation of synaptic plasticity. The coding region runs from base 1 to 2286 and encodes 761 amino acids. Gene Ontology annotation, cellular component: endoplasmic reticulum membrane; junctional membrane complex; plasma membrane. Lineage: Eukaryota; Metazoa; Chordata; Aves; Passeriformes; Paridae.